CGUUUUGGCCAUUCUUUUCCCUAUGCGUUCAUUAACUUUCAUAGUGAAUCACUAUCUCUUUAACUAUAGCGUCACCUUUUUUAUACUCUCCAGUUCUUUCCCAAGUGUAGUUUUAGUUGUGUUUUAAUGUGUUGAUAAUUUCUCCAUAACAUUUAUUAACUUCCCUUUAAAUUGAAGUACCGUGGUUAACUGGAUCAUCGGUUUGAGUGCAUUCUUCAGUAGUUACCAAGUGUAGUUUUAUUGUAGUGUUAGAGUUUUGACAUUUUUCUCAAUAACAUUUAUAACUAACUUUCUUUUAAGUGAAUUAACGUAUCUAAUUAUAUCGUUUCUCUAAUUGUACACUACUUUGUGUUAGAUUACAAGCCUAGCUUAUGUUAAGUGUUUAAAGUGUUUCUCUCGUUAAGUGUUUUGUUAAAUUAAUUUUAAGUGAACAUGGCAGUAGUUUGAUUCCAUACUUAGUUUUAUAUACAUAAACUUGUCAAUUUCUCUUUUGUUGUGCAUUUUACGUAAGCUUUCGCAAUUUCUUUCUUAAAACAAGUUUAAACUCUUCUAACGUAUCCACUAUCCACGAAUUCCCAUAUCGUUGAUUUAUACUUUAAGAAGUUUAUUUCUUUCCUAUUACACUCCUAUUUAAUUCUUUUUAAGUAAACACUAUCUUGAAUUAAAACAAAAAAAACGUUCAAAAGUGUGGUGUUUUCAGUGACAUUAGUAAGUGCUCUCUAUAUGUUGUGACUAUUAUUAUCAUCAACACUGCGAUGGUGGUGUUAUUCGAAGAGCAACAAGUCAAGUCUUGGCAACCGGAUGAUCAACACUAGACGUGCCAAAAUGACGCUACGAAUACAGCAUGAGGUCACGACGACGGUGCGGGGUACGCAUGGAAGCCCGGCGGAGUGGUGACCCCGCGCUGCACUCGCUGCGAGCGCAACACCGCCCCUGCCGUCGCUCCCUGCCGGCAUGGACCGCCCGCGCCUCUCGCCGCCGCCGGACCCGCUGCGUCGGCCGCUCCAAGGAGGACCCAGCGGAGCCCCGGACGCGCCCCUUGCGCCGGAGACCCUAGGCGAGCCGGAGAUGCGCCCCCCGCGCGCGCUCACACCCAUCCCCGAGAGCGAGCCCUUGCUCCAAGACCCGCGCCGCGCCAGCCUCAGUGCUGCCGCGAGUGUCCACGCCAGUGCCAGUGUCAGUGACGUGCCGCGACGACAUGCGCGUCCGCUGCACGUGCAGUUCGACGCGCAGUCGCCGCCCGCGCCCGUGUCCGUGUCCAGCUCCAGCUCGUCGAGCUCCGACGACGAGGACGUGUCGAUCACGGAAGCGAGACCGCCCGACGGAGGGUGGGGCUGGGUCGUCGUGUUCGCCUCCUUCAUGGUCAACCUAAUCGCUGAUGGAAUCACGUUUAGUUUUGGAGUAUUCUUCCCCCAUUUUCUAGAAUACUUCGGGGAGGGCAAAGGGAAAACGGCUUGGAUUGCCGGCAUAUUUAUGGCCAUGCCACUUCUGUCUGGUCCGAUCGCUAGUUUCUUAACAGACAGGUACGGUUGCCGGAAAAUGACGAUUUUCGGCUCGAUUUUAGCAGCGUUAGGAUUCGUCAUUUCUGCUUUUGUUGACAACAUGGAAACGUUGUUUUUGACAUUCGGAAUCAUGGCUGGAUUUGGCCUUAGCUUAUGCUAUGUAGCAGCAGUUGUCAUCGUGGCGUAUUACUUCGAGAAGAAACGUUCCCUCGCCACUGGCAUCUCAGUGUGCGGAAGUGGGAUUGGUACAUUCAUAUUUGCUCCUUUGACAUAUGUUUUGCUGGACGAAUAUGGAUGGAGAGGCACGACAUUGAUAUUAGCAGGAUUGUUCCUGAACAUGGCAGUAUGCGGUUUAUUGUUCCGUGAUCUGCCCUGGACGGCAACAAUGAAUGAGGAAAGAGCUAAAGAGAGAAAACGAAAAAGAGAGAGAAAGAGAAACAAACGUUUCGGAUCAUCAGUAGAAAGUAUCUCGGACAGUAAAAGUAGUGCUGUUGGGUCUACGAAGGUGACUGACACUGUUGAUAUAGAAGCUGUUACUUCGUCGAUAGUACCACAAUUUAGCUCCCUGGUCGACUUGCCUACUUAUAUGACUGGAGGAGAAGGUGUUUCACUAGAAGUUUUCGAACUCAUGUCAACCCGAGGUCGUGCUUAUGCUAUUUUAGCCCAAAAUUACCCUGGAGUUAUGUUACCUUCACGAAGUUUCAGCGAUAGUGGACGGUUGCACGAACAGUCCCCACCAAAGACCUUUAUGUCCCCUGGCACAACUUCUCCAGGAACAAUGUCACCUAGUUCAGUUCCAAGUGCCCCAGAGAGUAAUGAGACAAGACAAUUAAAUGACAAAACAGCUUUAUCGCUAUGGAUGAGAAGGCAAGGACACGGUUCGACGAAGAAGCCACCAGCUUUCUUCAAAGAUUUAAGGAUACAUAGGCACUCUCUAACAUAUAGGGGUGCUAUGUUGAAUAUCAAUAGAUACCGGCUUCGAGCGUCGUCUUGUCCUAACAUUUUCAGGAAUUCCAUGACUACUAUUGCUAAAGAGAAGUUGCAAUGGUACGCUGGCCUGUGGGACUUCUGGGACCUGGUGGUGGACGUGCUUGACUUCUCGCACUUCCGCAACCCGGCUUUCCUCGUGUUCGGCAUAUCCAACUUCCUACUGUACAUGUGGUACGACGUGCCCUACGUGUACAUCGCUGACAGCGGCAUUGGCAUGGGCUUCAACGAGUCGCAGGCGUCCAUGCUGAUAUCUGUCAUCGGGAUACUGAAUAUGUUCGGAGAGAUCCUCCUAGGCUGGGUGGGCGACUGGGAGUGCGUGAACCCGAGUCUGGUGUACGCCGUGUGCAUGGUGCUCUGCGGCAUAGUGACCACCAUAAUGCCGCUGCUGAGGACGUACCUGGGGCUGGCGGCCGCGUCGGGCGCCUUCGGGGCUUUCAUCGCGGCCAACUACUCGCUCACCAGCAUCAUCCUCGUGGAGCAGAUCACGCUGGAGAAGUUCACCAACGCGUACGGCCUGCUCCUGCUGAUGCAGGGACUGGCCAACUUAAUUGGACCUUCGCUGGCUGGCUGGGGGUACGACAUCACCGGCAGCUACGAUCUCUCCUUCUACCUAGCUGGAGUGUUCAUCGGAGUCUCCGGGCUGAUCCUCAUCGUACUGCCGCUGUACAACUGCGCGCGCCGAUACAACGGCCACCGGAAACGGAAGCCCGCCGAUGUCACCGACAUAACCGCCGACAUGUCCACCAAAACCGCCGAAAAAUCUACAGAGCAGAAGCAUAUCAACGGCGAGGUCAAACAGAAUGGAAAGUUGAUUAUGUAGACAUCGACAACUGCCAUCAUAAGAACAAGAGUCUCCUCGCAACCAACUUGAAACCUGACCAGAAAAGAAAAGCUCUUCUGAGGGCGCCACUUUUGCAUGGCAAUACAUUCGACAGAGUGUAUGGAAAAAAUUAGUUCCACUUUUAUCUACAAUCUUCUGCCGUGGCUAGUUACGGGAAUGGGUUAAAUAUAUCUGCCAUACCCCUAACAGGUUAGGCCGUUACCAUCUUAGAAGGCAUCAUCACUUACCAGCAGGUGAUUUGCAGUCAAGGGCUAACUUAUAACGCAAUAAAAUGGUGACGUUUUCUAAUUUCCUGGUCAGGCUUUCAAUUUGUGACCCCCUAACUGAUGUAAGGAGUGACUGAUUCUUCUAAGGAUCUUUUCAUUUCUGUCUUGUUUACAGCGUUAGACAUAGACAGAGUAAAAACUUAUAUAGCACGAGGACAAUGGUUAGACAGCUAGGUCGAAAAGACACUUUGUUGUGAAGCGAAAUACACUCGUGUAGAAUUUUGACUUGGGGCUGUUUUCUCCCCUCAAAACGGCUCUGUAAAAUACACUGUGCACAUUAAAGAUAACCUACACAUACAUUUGUAUUUGGAAAUUGCGUUUUAUUGGAAAAGUGAAAGGAAAAAAACCCGCGAAUUGUCAAAAUUAUAAGUCAAAUUCGAUAAGAACAAUUAAAGAAAACUCUUUUUGUAUAUUGAAAAAGACAGAAUUGUCUGCCGUAUGAAGCACUUUACGAUUCCAAAAAGUUUGUGUGAUAAAAUACACUUUUAUAUUUAUAAAGUUCUAGUAAAAUUUCUUUAGGUUACGUAUAAUAGGAUAUAAGGUAAAUGAAUCCCAGUCAUUG
Messenger RNA from Pararge aegeria (speckled wood butterfly), 4161 nucleotides. Its product is annotated as monocarboxylate transporter 4-like. Bases 955 to 3312 code for a protein of 785 amino acids. NCBI's taxonomy places the organism in Eukaryota, Metazoa, Arthropoda, Insecta, Lepidoptera, Nymphalidae. Gene Ontology annotation, biological process: monocarboxylic acid transport; transmembrane transport. The transcript has 6 exons. Gene Ontology annotation, molecular function: monocarboxylic acid transmembrane transporter activity. The record is from RefSeq and is a predicted model, not a curated record.